Molecule: messenger RNA, 2448 nt
Organism: Paramecium pentaurelia
Lineage: Eukaryota; Ciliophora; Oligohymenophorea; Peniculida; Parameciidae
Source: the annotation of a GenBank genome assembly
AUGAAUAGUAGCGCUUUAAAUAAAUCCAGAAGACAAUAAAGUUCUUAUGAUUCUAAUUCAUAAUUAAGAACUAUACUCUUGGCUUCAUUAGCAAAAUUACAGUAUUCUUCUAAACAACCAUUUUAGUUCCCAAAGUACAGCUUAGACAGGAUUUAGUGAAUUGAGGUAAUUAAUUGGCUAAUUGUCUUAAAAUUAAUUCGUAAUUUUAACAAAUCUGCUUGAUUCAAAUGAUCUCUCUAAAUAGGCAAAGAAGGAUUAUAUUAAAGUCUUUGGUCUUUUAUCUGAAAUAAGAGGUAAUGAUAUCUAAGAAUAAAUACCAAGAGUAGUUCAAAUAAUUAAUAAAAGAAUUUCAGAAGGUACUAAUAUAUAAUGAAUUUUAAAUAGGAGACUCCUCUUUUUUACAAGUAAUCUCAGACACUUUUGCGAAUAUUAAUGAAUUUACAAUUCAAACAUCUCCAAAUUAAUAUGAUUUAUUCUUCUAAAUAACUGAAUUGCUACAGACUAAUUUUAUACAUAAUAACAAAGUUGCUUAGUUAAUAAGUGCAGCCUCUCUAUCCAGACUUAUCAAAACUAGCAAAUCGCAAUUAUUGGAGCUUGUUUGCAAAUAAUACACUUAACGAACUUUAGAAAUAUUAAAGUAAAUUUUUAUUUUUACUUAGAUCACCUCAUUGUUAAACAUAAUAAGGAUUAUUGGAAAGUCUUUUGAGUAUAAUUUUAAGUGUGGAAGAAAUCUUUGAGCCAAAUUUGGAAGAUUGUUUAAAUACAAUUUGUAAUUGUCUAUAAUCAUCUGAAUGGAAUUCACGGUAUCAUUUAUUUUAUGAUUAGUAAAAUUGCAGUGGAUAUAUUGUAUACAUUAAGUGUUAUUUUUCCACAUUAUUUUAGAGCUAAUUAACAAUACUCUAAUAAGAUUAGUGAAUUAAGAUUUGAUAAAAUUAAGCAUGUAAGGGAUGCUGCUUCUAUUGCUAUUUCUUCAUUAAAAGAGUCUUAAAUUUUAUAAUAAUAAUCCUAAAGAGAACAUAAAUCACUGUUUAAAUAAAAUGCAAAUAAAAGUUUUUUUGAAAAAAAACAUGACAUUCAAAUUGUAGAGAACAAGCCAAAAGAAAUUAAUUUACAAAAAUAGUAAAUUUUUGGAUAUGAUCCGCAAUUAAAAAGGGAAAGAUUUUAUAGUAACGAAAAAAGAUAAUCGCCUUUUUAAAUUUUGACCGAAUCAAAUGUAUUAGCAUCUCCCCAUUAAGAAUAAAUUUAAUAGAUGGAGUCCAAUAAUAAAAUAAAUACUUUUGGAUCUAGUUCUAAGAAAAGAUAAGUCAAUCUUAGUUAAGAAAUUUAAACAUCAAAUUAAUUAAUAAAUUCAAUCACACCUAAAAAAUAAUAAACAGAUCUGAUUAAAUUAUAUGAUUCUGCUAAAUCUAAGUAAUUGGCUUAUUAUGAAUAAAUUAUUGCUAAAAAAAUUGAAGAGUCUGAAUAGAUAACUAAGCAGGAAUUUUCUAAGAUUAAUAGUAGAAUAGAUAAAAUUGAAUUACUAUUAGAGAAGAUGAAUGAAACAAUUGAAAACAAAUUUUAAUAACAAUAAUAACAAUAAUAACAAUAAUAACAAUAAUAACAAUAAUAAUAAUAAUAAUAAUAAUAAUAAUAAUAAUAAUAAUAAUAAUAAUAAUAAUAAUAAUAAUAAUAAUAAUAAUUACAAUGCUUGAAAAAGAAAGUAUAACCUGUUGAGAUUUAUGAGGAUUAGAUGAUUCCUUGUUUACUUCAUUAAGAAAAUCAAUAAUAAAAAGAUUAACUAAUGUAUGAUUCAUUAAAUGAAGCUAACUAAGAAUAAUUAUAAAAUUCCAAAAUGAAAGAUUUAUUUUUUUUUGGAUAAAAAUGUGAAUUAAUUACAGAAUCUAAAUUAGGAGAAUCAAAUUUUGAAUUUAAUUCAAGAAAGAUGAGUGAAGCAGAUUGUAAAGAAAGAGAAAAUCAUUAAAGAUCUACUUCAGAGGCUUCUCCAUAAAGAAUUCGAGAUUAAUCAAUUCUAACCAAUGACAGCAAGUAGACAAAGGAAUAGACUUCUCCAUUACCUUAAUUAAAGGAUCCCAAAAUUCAAGAAUAAUAGAAGAUAAUGUAAAGAGUAGAGGAAUAAUUGAAAGUAAAAUUAAUUUAUGAUUUUAGAAAGAAAAUUUAAAUGAAGCUUAUUGUACUGCAUUAACGUCUUUAGAUGAUUAAAUUAUUAUAUCAACUAUGAUGAAAACAGGUCCUUGUACAGAAAGACUUGAUUCUACCUAAGUGGAAUUUUUAUUGCAUAAAUUAAGGACUCUGGAUUGGAUUGAAAAUGCUCUUUAACAUCAUUUAGCUAGAAUGCCAGCUAUCCUAUUAAAAUCAAUAUCUACAUAAUUAAAUAAUAUCCAAACUACAGAAUAAGUAAGAAGAAUUUAAAACUUAAUUGACAAAAAGCAAACUUUGACCUCAAAUUGA